AUGAUGCGAGGAGUCUUGGCGUUGGCAAAUACGAUCGCUCAAAAGAGCCCUGUCGCCGUGCAAGGAACAAAGAUGAUUCUGAAUUAUUCUCGCGAUCACACAGUUGAUGAAGGACUGCAGGCAGUGGCUACAUGGAAUCAGUCUCAGCUGAUGACGGAGGACAUAGUGAAGAGCGGCUUAGCCGCGUUAACGAAGUCUCCACUGCCGCCAUUUUCAAAGCGAUUUCAACGAGUUUUUGCAAUGACUUAA
Ostertagia ostertagi is the source of this 249-nucleotide messenger RNA. The record is from the annotation of a GenBank genome assembly. NCBI's taxonomy places the organism in Eukaryota, Metazoa, Nematoda, Chromadorea, Rhabditida, Trichostrongylidae.